Molecule: messenger RNA, 876 nt
Organism: Humulus lupulus (European hop)
Lineage: Eukaryota; Viridiplantae; Streptophyta; Magnoliopsida; Rosales; Cannabaceae
Exons: 2
Coding region: 1-876 (291 amino acids)
Source: RefSeq, a predicted model, not a curated record
AUGGUUAACAUGAAGUGGACAGAUCAAUAUCCGAAUUCUGAAGCUGUUUUUCUCCCUGAAGGUAUCUUUGAUCACAGUCCCAUUCUUAUUUCCUUUUAUUUGGCUGUGGAAAUUGGUAAGCAACCAUUCAGGUAUUUCAGAAUGUGGAAGGAAGCUUCAUCAUAUGCAACUAAAGUUAGCACUAACUGGAAUAAAGUAGUUUCGGGUACUGAAAUGUAUAAAUUAGUCCUGAAGUUAAAGAGGCUUAAACAGGUAUUCCGAGAAAUAAAUAGAGAAGGAUAUCAUGAUAUUCACAAGGCUGAAGUUCAAGCUAAGCUUUACAUGCUGGAAAUUCAAAAAAGCUUGCAUCAAGAUCCUCUCAAUGAGUCUUUAAUUCAACAGGAGGCAUUGGCUAGGGAAGAGUUUACACGAUUAAAUAGAGCAUACCUGUUAUUCUUAGCACAGAAAGCAAAAACCAGGUGGGUGAUGAAUGGGGAUGAAAAUACUGCUAUUUUUCAUGCCUCAUUGAAAGCUAGAAGGAUUCAAAAUCGCAUUUACUCUAUACACACUGAACAAGGCACCGGGGUGGAUAUAGUAGAUGGUGUACAAAGAGCAUUUUUAGACUAUUAUCAGAAUUUAUUGGGGACUCAAUUGCAAACUCAAGAAGUUAAAGAGGCAUUAUUCUGCAUUCCAAGUCUAAAGGCUCCUGGUCCUGAUGGAUAUAGCAGUUUUUUUUAUCAGGAUAACUGGGAAUUAGUAGGUCCUGAGGUGUGUGCGGCUGUUUUAGAUUUCCUAACCACAGGGAAACUACUUAAAGAGAUUAAUGCUACAACCAUCACACUCAUUCCAAAAAUCAAAUGUCCGGCCAAAGUGAAUGAUUUCCGGCCAAUCUCCUGA